Poeciliopsis prolifica (blackstripe livebearer) is the source of this 1420-nucleotide messenger RNA. RefSeq names its product PDZ domain-containing protein 11. The transcript has 6 exons. NCBI's taxonomy places the organism in Eukaryota, Metazoa, Chordata, Actinopteri, Cyprinodontiformes, Poeciliidae. Gene Ontology annotation, molecular function: protein binding. The record is from RefSeq and is a predicted model, not a curated record. Gene Ontology annotation, biological process: protein localization to basolateral plasma membrane; neurotransmitter secretion; maintenance of epithelial cell apical/basal polarity. The coding region runs from base 92 to 520 and encodes 142 amino acids. Gene Ontology annotation, cellular component: basolateral plasma membrane; synapse; cell-cell junction.
GCGACAACGAGCUGGAUUCCUCUAGUGACGCAGGAGAAGAAGGAGAAGAAGCGCAAACUGUUAGCUUACCAGGCAGGAGUUCAAAUGAACGAUGGAUCAGAAGAUUCCUUAUGAUGACUAUCAGCUCCCAGUGGUUUUCCUGCCUUCAUAUGAAAACCCACCGGCUUGGAUUCCUCCUCAGGAGAGGGUUCAUCACCCAGACUACAACAACGAGCUCACCCAGUUCCUCCCUCGCACCAUCGUGUUGAAGAAACCUCCAGGAGCCCAGCUGGGUUUUAACAUCCGAGGAGGCAAGGCGUCGCAACUAGGGAUCUUUAUAUCCAAGGUGGUCCCAGAUUCAGAUGCCCACAGAGCAGGAUUGCAGGAAGGAGAUCAGGUUCUCUCUGUGAAUGAUGUGGAUUUCCAAGACAUAGAGCACUCGAGAGCGGUAGAGAUUCUGAAGACCGCUCGGGAAAUUGUGAUGAAGGUUCGCUUCUUUCCCUACAACUACCAGAGACAAAAGGAGAGAACUGUCCACUAGGUGGCAGCAGCGUUCCUAAAACACUUCAUUCGACGUCAUUUUCUGCUUCUACUGACUCCUAAGCACUUCAUCGCAGCUUCAAGAUGACAGAUUGUUGGUGUCAUUCAAACUCCUCCAUGUUCUCUGGUGUAGUGGUGAAAGAUGGUGAAAUAUUGUCAGAUGUACUGCGAUAUUUCAUCGUUUCUGCCACAUUGUGGUCCAAUCAUAUAGUGUUAUGCUUUGCAUUUGAAAAUGUAUCAUUUUAAUCUCCAUUAUUGUUUUUUUAAAAGAAGUUUUUAAUGUAAUUUAGUACUGAUAACAUCUCAUCUAUGUUUAAUAGCAUUUUGAAAUCCCAAAUGGCACAGUUAGUGCACUAAUCUUGACAUUAGACACUAAAACAAAACAUUAAAACACUGACGGAAAUAAUAAGAGCAAAUUGUGCGAGACUUCUGAUAAAUUUUUUAUAUUUGUGUUUGCGUCACCUUACAAGUUUUUGAGUAUUUAUCAAAUAUUGUAAUUGUGUAAGAAAUUAUAAAAACUGUAAAUACGAAUACUAAUUUUAACAUUAUGCCAUUUUUGUACAGUUUUUCGAUUAAAUAUACAUGAACAAACUCAGGAGCCAAAAGGUUAACAUGGCUUCAUAAGACAUUGUUAUACAUUUAUUAUGAAAUGUUCAUAAUAAAGAAACAUUCUUUAAGAAUUUCAGUGCACUGCAUGUUUAACUACGUUCAUCUUUCAGUAUCAAUGUCCCUUGUGUUUCUCUGGAGGAUGUUGACAUAAACUUUGCACCAGGUGUCGUAACAGCCCAGGUAAUCAUUACAUGCCAGGAAUUUAUGACAAAUGAGCCAAUUAGAUAUUUUAACACAGGGAACAAAUAUUGUAACUUAUUUAGUACUUAGUAGAAAGCCUCAUUUCCUCUUU